AUGGAGAUGACAAUAUUAGAUUUUCUUUUUUCCUCAGUUAAUUUUCUCCUAGUUCCUUUACUUUUUUUUGUCCCAUUGGUUACAUUUUUAUUUGCCAACAGAAUUACCAAUAAUGAAGUUAACGAGAAUAACAAGUUUACCAAUAUUGAAGUCGACGAGAAUAACGAAAUUACCAAUAAUGAAGUCGACGAGAACAACGAAAUUACCAAUGAUGAAUACGAGAAGAAUAAUAUCAUUGUUAAUGAGGAGAAUAAUGAAAUUACCAAUAAUGAAUUUGAUGAAUAUGACGAGAGUACCAAUAAUGAGUAUAAAAAAGCAGAGGAAUAUGAUAAUAAAAACGAUAACAUCGAGGAUAAGAUAUUCCCAAAUUAUGAAAAAGCGGUCGAAGAAUUUUUCUCUGAGAUCGACCACGGAAUGAAACAUGAUAGAUGGGAAACCUAUAUAACAAAUUUUCUACGAACAACCGAAUCAAUAAGAUCAGAAAUGAUUGAAUAUCUAACACAUCAUCAACAACCACAAAACCAAGUACUCCUAGGGGUAUUCUAUUUACAAGAAUCGCAAAGACAACAAGCAUUUCAAGAAUUUAAAAAAGCCGCAGAAUCAAACAAUUCGUAUGGACAAUAUUUCCUUGGAUAUUGUUAUAGUCGUGGAAUUGGAACAUCAGAGGAUUCCACCAUGGCAGUUUAUUGGCAACGACAAGCUGUGAACCAACGGAAUCCAGCUGCUUAUUUCGCUUUAGCAUUAUGUUACGAUAAUGGAAUCGGUGUAAAAAAGGAUCAAAAAAAGUCGUACGUCUUGUAUUGUAAAGCGAUGGAAAAUGGUUAUCUUGGUUCUUUUGCUGCACUUGCUUAUGCUUAUGAUCGUGGAAUGGGAGUACAACUUGAUAUGCAUAAAACCAUUUAUUGGUUACGAAAAAGCAAAGAAGCUGGGAAUACUUUUGCACACGUUUACAUAGAGGCAAAAUUUAGCUGGAAGCAUCGUUCGUAA
This is a messenger RNA of Ambispora leptoticha, 987 nucleotides long. Lineage: Eukaryota; Fungi; Glomeromycota; Glomeromycetes; Archaeosporales; Ambisporaceae. The record is from the annotation of a GenBank genome assembly.